AACUGCCCCCCACCCAGCUCUCCUUUUCCGGGUCACGUGCGGCCGCGUCAACUGGUCAAACCCGCCAUUAUCACUCAGGCGGAAACGCACCGGGAAGGAGGGAGGAGGGGCGUGGGCGUGGGCCGGGGCCGGGCGACUCCUUCCUCCGGGCUCCGGCUGCUGCUCUGCUAUAAAGCCCCGCAGGCCCGUCGCGUCCCGACGGUUCCAUUACUGGUCCCUGGCACUGGCAGGAAGGAUGGAGUUGGGGCUCAGCUUGGGGGAGACCAUGGCGGAUGCCGGCAGGGACCUCGUGCUUGGGCUUGGGAUGGGCGUCGUCGGAGUGCGGAGGGAGGAGGAAGCCGCCGAGAGGGGGAGUAGGAGGGAUAGGGACGCGAGGAGGGAGCUGGAGUUCGGGACGACGGGGUGGUGCGGCGCCCGGUCCUCGCCGGAGCCGCCAGCCGUGCGACUCACGCUCCUGCCCGGCCUGGUGCCCCGCCUCGGCGGCCUCCCGUGGCCGCCGCCGCCGCCGCCGCCGCCGCCGUCGUCCGAGACCAACCGGCAUUUGGAGGCGUCGACGACGCGUGGCUUCGACGUUAACCGUGCGCCGUCGCUGUCCGUGGCCGGUGCCGCCGCGGCGGAGGAGGACGAGGAGCACGACGAGGCGGGCGCGGCGGCGGCGUCGUCGUCGCCCAACAACAGCGCGGGCUCCUUCCCGACGGACUUCUCCGCGCAGGGCGGCCAGGUGGCGCCCGGAGGCGGGGGCGACCGCGGCGCGUGCUCCCGCGCCAGCGACGACGACGACGGCGGGUCGGCGCGCAAGAAGCUGCGCCUCUCCAAGGAGCAGUCCGCGUUCCUGGAGGAGAGCUUCAAGGAGCACGCCACGCUGAACCCGAAGCAGAAGCUGGCGCUGGCGAAGCAGCUCAACCUCCGGCCGCGCCAGGUGGAGGUGUGGUUCCAGAACCGCAGAGCCAGGACGAAGCUGAAGCAGACGGAGGUGGACUGCGAGUACCUGAAGCGCUGCUGCGAGACGCUGACGGAGGAGAACCGGCGGCUGCAGAAGGAGCUAGCCGAGCUCCGCGCGCUCAAGACGGUGCACCCUUUCUACAUGCACCUCCCGGCCACCACCCUCUCCAUGUGCCCCUCCUGCGAGCGCGUCGCCUCCAACUCCUCCGCCCCUGCCGUCGCACCGGUGGCGCCAGCGUCGUCGCCCUCCCCUGCUGCUACUGGCAUUGCGGCAUCGUCGGCCCCGUCGGAGCAGCAGAGGCCAUCGUCGUUCGCAGCUCUGUUCUCGUCCCCCCUUAACCGCCCGCUGGUGGCCGCCCAGGCGCAACCGCAACCGCGACCGCAGGCGCCGGCCAGCUCUUGAGGCCGGUCGCCCGGUCGUCUGCUUGACCUCCGGUCCGACGACGCGAAAUGGUUGGAUGAGCAUCUGGCUGUAAAUACGCUCACCUUUCUUUUCUUUUCUUUUCUUUUUUUUUUGUUCCUUUCCUUUUGUUUUCACUUCAUCAUGCGGUUCUUGGGGAUUUUUUUUUUGUGGAAUUGCCAUCGGGUUGGUUUACUACAAGUUUAGAGAGGAAUCCGAGGGUGUAGCGCAUCGUCUGGCCGUCGGAUUGGACUGCGGACGGUCGGGGGUGCACAAAGUGCCGCAAUAGAGAUCAUUAACCUCAGCGUCGAUCAUGUUUUGUUUCUUGCUA
Molecule: messenger RNA, 1673 nt
Organism: Sorghum bicolor (sorghum)
Lineage: Eukaryota; Viridiplantae; Streptophyta; Magnoliopsida; Poales; Poaceae
Product: homeobox-leucine zipper protein HOX11
Exons: 4
Coding region: 236-1345 (369 amino acids)
Biological process (GO): regulation of DNA-templated transcription
Molecular function (GO): DNA-binding transcription factor activity, RNA polymerase II-specific; sequence-specific DNA binding
Source: RefSeq, a predicted model, not a curated record